Molecule: messenger RNA, 2038 nt
Organism: Chlamydomonas reinhardtii
Lineage: Eukaryota; Viridiplantae; Chlorophyta; Chlorophyceae; Chlamydomonadales; Chlamydomonadaceae
Exons: 12
Coding region: 237-1625 (462 amino acids)
Biological process (GO): CAAX-box protein processing
Cellular component (GO): endoplasmic reticulum membrane
Molecular function (GO): metalloendopeptidase activity
Source: RefSeq, a predicted model, not a curated record
GUAUUAUCAUAAAGCAAGGCUGCCGUGUUGCAUUCACCGUUACAGCAGCCGUCCGAGUUGACAAUAUCUCUAGGCAAGUCCAAUCAGCUGCAUACGUAUAUGCGAUUAUAAUAUAUGCGAUUACUGCCUUUGUUGCCGUUCGCUUGAGAGAUCAUCUUCGACUUUCUCGGGCUGUCCUAGGCUCCUGCGCCUGUGCAAGUGCGCUAGCCAGCUAUUUGCACCACGUGACGUAAGCAAUGGGCGGCGCGACUGUGCGGGCCGGGCCGGUGCCUGGGCUCGCCUUUGACGACACCGGGGUGCCCUACCUGGAGCUGUUCCUGGGCUUCACCGUGGCGGUGUACCUGCUGCACACCUACCUGGACGUGCGGCAGCUGAGGGCGCUGCGGCGGCCGGAGCCCCCCGCCGCGCUGGCCGCGCUGUUCAGCGCCGAGCUGUACGGCAAGACGCAGGCGUACAGCCUGGACAAGUGGUGGUUCUCCACCUGGCACGGCCUGUACAGCACCGCGGAGACCCUGGCCGUGUUCGCCACCGGCGCCCUGCCCGCCGCCUGGCGCCUGGCCGGCAGCUUCCUGGCAGCUGCCGCCUCCAGCCGCUACUGGCCCGCCUCCCUGCUGGGUGGCCGCCCCGCGCCCGCCUGGCUCACUGGCGAGAUCUGCCACACCGUGGUCUUCAUCCUGGGCCUGUACCUGGCCAACCUGGCCCUGGAGCUGCCCUGGGGGCUGUACAGCACGUUUGUGGUGGAGCAGCGGCACGGCUUCAACAAGCAGACGGCGGGGCUGUACGUGUCGGACAUGCUCAAGCAGGUGAUGCUGGUGGCGAUCUUCGUGCCGCCCAUUGUGGGGGGCGUCACCUACAUCCUCAUGGUGUCCGGCCCGCUGUUGCCGCUGUACCUGUGGGGCUUCCUGUUCGGGCUGUCGCUGUUCCUCAUGACGCUGUACCCGGUGGCCAUUGCGCCGCUGUUCAACAAGUACGAGCCGCUGCCGGAGGGCACCCUUCGCACCAAGAUCGAGGCGCUGGCCGGCGGCCUCCGCUUCCCGCUGCGUAAGCUGUACCGCGUGGACGGCAGCCGCCGCUCCGCACACUCCAAUGCGUACAUGUACGGCUUCUUCAACAACAAGCGUAUCGUGCUGUACGACACGCUGAUCGGCCAGUGCAGCGAGGAGCAGGUGGUGGCGGUGCUGGCACACGAGCUGGGCCACUGGCAGCUGCGGCACACGCCCAUGCUGUUCGGUGUGAACCAGGUUGUGCUGCUGAGCCAGUUCUGCCUGUUCACCCUGGUGCGGAACAGCUCGGCGCUGCCCGCCUCCUUCGGCUUCCCCACCCCGGCCCCCGCCUUCAUCGCGCUCAUCCUUUUCCAAUUCAUUGUGUCGCCGCUGGACGAGGUCAUCCACUACCUGUCCAAUGUGGUCAGCCGCACAUUUGAGUUCCAGGCCGAUGCGUUCGCAGUCAAGACAGGCCACGGCAGCGACCUGCGCGCGGCCCUUCUGCGCAUGGAGGAGGAAAACAAGGGCGCCAUGCACGUGGACUCCUGGUACAGCGCCUACCACUACUCCCACCCGCCGCUGGUGGACCGGCUGGCAGCCAUUGACGCGGGGGCGGCGGCGGCAGCCAAGAAGGGGCAGUAGCGGCAGUAGCGGCAGCAGCAGGGGAGCGCCAGGGCAGGUGGACGGCAGUAGCAGCAGGAGCAGGAGGAGGAUGGAGGCGGAUGGAGGCGGAGGACUGAGGAGGAGGAGCAGGAGGAGCGGCUGGAUGUCCGGUGGUGUGUCAGGGCGGGAGCGAGGGUGGGUGCGGGGCGGCGCUAGCGAGAGUGCAUGGGGGACUGCAGCAGCAGCAGCAGUAGCAGGAGGGGGGAGGAGGAGGAGGAGCCUGGGUGCUGCUGCGGGCCGGCCGGGUCGCGGUGUGCAUCGGGGCGGCGGCGCGCGCAAGGCGGGGGCGGGGCGGGGCGGGAAGGGGGCCAGGCAGGAUUGACUUCAUAGAUACGCGCAUUACGGUAUCUAUGUUAUUCAUCCGUAAGUCGGUACUGUAAAACGAUACAAUC